Messenger RNA from Fusarium coffeatum, 1146 nucleotides. RefSeq lists its product as uncharacterized. The transcript has 4 exons. Gene Ontology annotation, biological process: mRNA splicing, via spliceosome. Gene Ontology annotation, molecular function: RNA binding. Lineage: Eukaryota; Fungi; Ascomycota; Sordariomycetes; Hypocreales; Nectriaceae. Bases 1 to 1146 code for a protein of 381 amino acids. Gene Ontology annotation, cellular component: cytoplasm; ASAP complex; nucleoplasm. The record is from RefSeq and is a predicted model, not a curated record.
AUGGCUGCCGCAAACCCAGUAACCUCAUCUCAGCCGGAGACUCAAACCCCUAGCUCACGACCCAUGAGUAGUGUCGACAUCGGUCUCAUGGUAGGGGCGAUUGUUUUGUUCUUCGUUAUCAUCACAUCUGUAUUCGUCGUUCGAGGUAUUGACGAACGUCGCCGUGCUAAGCGAUUGCUUCAAACAGUCGAAGACGGCAACGCUGAAAGCCAGUACGAGCACCAGGCAAAUCAGGGGACAAACGUCACCGAACCUGAACAGAUCGGAUCUACCUCGAUGCGUCACACGCGUCUCUGGGAGCGUCGCGCACGCGCUCGCCUACUCCGCGCUCUCAGGUUUCCCGUUCACCCCAGCGCCGAAACCCGCACGAUUCACGUUCACCCGCCCGCUCUCUAUCGCCUCAGCGUCGGAACGGUCGCUACAGGAGCCGAAGCCCAAGCCCAAGCCACAGUCGAUCCAGAAGCCCAAGCCGCAGCCGCAGCCGAGGUCAUUGUUGUUGAGAGACUGUCCAAAAACAUUAAUGAGCAGCAUCUCUACGAGAUUUUCGGGCAGUUUGGGCGAGUUAAGGACCUCGAUCUGCCGAUGAAUAGAACUUUUGGAACCAACCGUGGUACAGCAUACAUACUUUACAACUACGAAGACGAUGCCGAAGCCGCGAUUGCCCAUAUGCAUGAGGCGCAGGUGGACGGCUCAGCUAUCAAUGUUUCUAUAGUACUGCCUCGGCGCAAGCUCUCUCCUGCACCUCCAACAGCUCGCCGUGGAGCCAACAUUGACCCUAGAGUUCCCUUUUCAGGAGGACGUGGGGGUCCACCUGGUGCGGGCGUGGGAGCAAAUAACGGCAUGAGUGGCGGAGGAGGCCGCCGUCGCAAGUCACCGGGAAGUCGGUAUGGUCCAAGAUCCGAUGUGUACCGCCCGGGAUCCCGUUCACCUUCCCGAUCGUCUGUCGGGCCUCCUUCUCGUACUGGGGGCGGCCGGUAUCGCAGCCGGUCCAACAACUCUUACUCAUCCAGAUCGCGCUCACGAUCCCCGGGACCAAGACGAAAACCGGCUGGCCGGCACGGCGAGAACGAUGCGAGACGUCGCGGGAGUAUCGAUAGCUAUGGCGAGCGAAGCCGAUCCCGUAGUCGAGGACGUGGUCCCCGAUGA